UUUAUAUUGUUUUAAAGUAAGCAAAUUAUUUAUUUAUACGCAAGUCAGUGAAAUAUAUUGUGAAAUUUUCAAAAGAUAGAAAAAAACUAAGAUGCCAAGUGAAAUAAUAACUUUACAACUAGGACAGUGCGGUAACCAGAUUGGUUUUGAAUUUUGGAAACGUUUAUGCCUGGAGCAUGGCAUUUCGCCAAGUGGAGUACUUGAAGAUUUUGCUACAGAUGGUGUAGAUCGCAAGGAUGUGUUCUUUUAUCAGGCCGAUGACGAUCACUAUAUACCACGAGCCGUACUUUUGGAUUUGGAGCCCAGGGUUAUACAUACCAUUAUGAGUUCUCCUUAUGCCAAGUUGUAUAACCCAGAAAAUGUGUACUUGUCUAAACAUGGUGGUGGUGCCGGCAACAAUUGGGCUUCGGGCUACAGUCAAGGUGAAAAGUUACAUGAAGAAAUUUUUGACAUUAUUGAUCGUGAAGCUGAUGGCAGUGAUUCCUUAGAGGGGUUUGUUUUAUGCCACUCCAUAGCUGGUGGCACUGGCUCCGGCUUGGGCUCUUAUAUUAUGGAACGUUUGUCCGAUCGUUUUCCCAAAAAACUUAUACAAACAUACAGUGUGUUUCCCAAUCAAGAUGAAAUUAGUGAUGUUGUGGUACAGCCCUAUAAUUCAAUGUUGACUUUACGACGUCUCACCAGUUGCGCUGAUUGCGUGGUAGUCUUAGAUAAUACAGCUUUAAAUCGCAUUGCCACGGAUCGAUUGCAUUUACAAAAUCCUAGCUUUUCACAAAUCAAUACAUUGGUAUCCACAAUUAUGUCGGUUAGCACGACCACACUGCGUUAUCCUUCUUAUAUGAACAAUAAUUUGAUCGGCUUAACUGCUCCCUUAAUACCAACACCUCAACUACAUUUCCUAAUGACUGGCUACACACCAUUGACAACGGACAAUGAUCAAACUGUCAAUGUUCGUAAAACCACGGUAUUAGAUGUUAUGCGCCGUUUAUUACAACCGAAAAACAUGAUGGUCUCCACUGGUCCUGACAAGACCAAUCAUCAUUGCUAUAUUUCAAUAUUGAAUAUAAUCCAGGGUGAGGUUGAUCCCACACAGGUUCAUAAAUCUUUACAACGCAUACGCGAACGUAAAUUGGCCCAAUUUAUUCCCUGGGGACCGACCAGCAUACAAGUGGCCCUCUCUCGUUCCUCACCCUAUGUUCAGAGUAGUCAUCGCGUUUCAGGCCUUAUGUUGGCCAAUCACACCAGUAUUUGUUCUCUAUUCGAAAGAGCUCUCAGUCAAUAUGAUAAACUUAAAAAACGUGGUGCCUUUUUGGAUCAAUUUCGUCGUGAGGAUAUUUUUAAAGAUGAUCUCUCCGAAUUGGACGAUUCGCGUGAUGUGGUCGACUGUUUGGUGCAGGAAUAUGAAGCAGCAACACAACCCAAUUAUUUGCAAUGGUCGGCCAAGAAGGGUCAGGAGGAAUAAUUUGAUAGAGUGAUAUUGAAAUGAGAUUUUUUCGUUUAAUUUUUUAUUUACCAGUGACUAACUAAAUUUAAUUUAGGUUUUUUAAUUGCCAUAUUUUAACUCGAAUUUUUGUAUGUUUAUUUAAUUUACGUUCAUUUUUUACAUUUAUAUGUAUUUAAUCAUUUGUUUAUUGCGUGAUGUUUGCACUUUUGUAUUGUUUAAAUGUUUGCAAAGGAAAUUGCUUAAGACACUGUUAACAUAAAUAAAAUUGUUUGAAAAUGUA
This is a messenger RNA of Calliphora vicina (urban bluebottle blowfly), 1721 nucleotides long. RefSeq names its product gamma-Tubulin at 23C (gene gammaTub23C). Gene Ontology annotation, molecular function: structural constituent of cytoskeleton; GTP binding. Gene Ontology annotation, biological process: mitotic cell cycle; mitotic sister chromatid segregation; cytoplasmic microtubule organization. The record is from RefSeq and is a predicted model, not a curated record. NCBI's taxonomy places the organism in Eukaryota, Metazoa, Arthropoda, Insecta, Diptera, Calliphoridae. The transcript has 4 exons. Gene Ontology annotation, cellular component: gamma-tubulin complex; centrosome; microtubule. The coding region runs from base 92 to 1459 and encodes 455 amino acids.